Messenger RNA from Cataglyphis hispanica, 1058 nucleotides. RefSeq lists its product as uncharacterized. Bases 66 to 494 code for a protein of 142 amino acids. The record is from RefSeq and is a predicted model, not a curated record. Gene Ontology annotation, biological process: sleep; positive regulation of voltage-gated potassium channel activity; regulation of synaptic transmission, cholinergic. NCBI's taxonomy places the organism in Eukaryota, Metazoa, Arthropoda, Insecta, Hymenoptera, Formicidae. The transcript has 3 exons.
AUAAGAUAUCUCGCGAGGAGAACAUUCUCUAAGUCGCCGAGAUCUCUCUUUCUUUCUUCCGAAAAAUGUUCAGCAUGACCAAACUCCUCUCAUUCGUGAUUAUACUGUUUGGCUUUUUACAUAUGACAAGUCACUCGAGAGAGGAACGUUUAUGGUGUUAUGAAUGCAACACGGAUUUAAGACAAGGGCAUAAAGGAGAUUGCAAUGAUCCUUAUACGCCUGGUGCUUUUGACCUGGUUGCCUGUCCUCGGAACGAAUCUCAUCAUUGCCACAAAAGUAUCAUAUUAUAUAAAAAUAUUUUAGUAACAGUACGAGCCUGCGUAUUAUCACGCCAAGUAAAUAAAUACUGCGACUACGGAGAUAAUUUCCCAAAAUCGGAUAUCGAGUGUUAUUUUUGCAAGGAAAAUGCCUGCAACGGUAAAGAAUUGUUAAGUCCAAUAUCAGAAUGGUAUUUUGGAUGUGCCGCAAUUAUUUUGUCGUGGGUGUUAAUGUAAAAAUAUGCGUAGAUAAUGAAAUUUUAUCUAGUAUAAAUUUUAUUAAGUAAAAAUGAUCAGUUAUUACAUUAUCGCAAUUUGUAUACUCAUGUGUCAUAUACUAAGAAAUUGUAACAAGUUUUGAAAUGUUUGUUUUUGCUCGUGGAAACAUUUCUGUGUUCGAGAGAAGUGACCUUCUCGGUGAAAUAUAAAAUGAUACUUAUGGAGAAAAUGUUUAUCAAAUAUUAUUUUUAAAUUAUUAAAGUAAAACUAAAGAAAACAUUACAUUUUAUAUUGAAAUGGAAUCAAUUGUCAUAACUUUUCUCUCGCAAAUGUCUUUUUAAAAUAUAAACAAAUAAUUUCGCAUAAUUGUCAAACUUCAAAAAUAUAAGCGGUUUUUGAUGAUUAGACAAAUAAUACUGACCGGAUGGAACGUACUAUAAUAUGGAUAAGGAUGCGCUUAAUCAUGCAAUUAACUUAAUGGUACAAUCAUUUUAAUGUAAGUUUAAAUAUGUACGUCAAUGAUUAUCUUUGCAAGAAACGCGAUGUAGGUAAAAAAAUACAUAUAUAUUCCCAAAUAUAGAA